AUGGACUAUUAUUGUCAAGUCGAGUUCUGUAGAAAAGGGUUUUACAAUGCACGAGGAUUAAUCAAUCAUAUGAUGUUGCAGCAUAGUCAUGAAAAACAACUGAGUUUGUCGUGUAGUUUAGAUAGUUGUGGUUAUCGUUAUAACACUGUUAAUACCUUUAGGUGUCAUCUUUUCAAAUUUCAUGCGUCUCAUCUUGUUUCCAUAAUUUCCGAUAAACUGACUGAUCUAUCUGAAAUUACAUGUGAACAUACAGAAGAAAGUGAUAGAGAAGAAAAUAUCGUGGAAAAGGAAACAGAGAACAUAACCAUUAUUGAGAGUGUGGAUGAAAAUGCCAAUAAACUUAAUACAGAGUUUUCUGAUUUUUUAAAAUGUUUUGGAAAUAAUGUAUGUAUAGCACAGCUACAAUUGCGCGAAAAACACAUGUUACCUCUUUCAGCAGCUUCUGAUAUACGUGAUAUGGUUAAAUAUUUACUUGAUUUGUUUCAAAAUAGUUUUGUAUCAUUAAUAAGACAAAGGCUUAAGGUACUAAAUAUUGAAUCAGAUGACGAUUCUGUGUUGAACCAAAUAUUAACAUUUUCCUCAAUUUAUGACAGAGUGUCCCAAUUAUUUGCAACAGAUCAUCUUAAAAUGUUAUAUAUGCUAAAUAACCUUGAAUUUGUUCCACCAAAAGAACUUGACAUGCCAGCUAAUGAACUUCACCAGUUUAAUGAAAGUGUUGAUGGUUCUAACAAUGAAAUAAGCAGUGAAAUAUUGUCGCCACCUCUUAUAACAAACACAGAUGAUAUAUGGGCGAGCUGUGAACGAAAUCGUCUAAAACCAGUUGAAAAUGAUGGCAUUAUACGAGAUUACUCUGAUGGCACACAUUUUAAAUCAUUAAAUGUUAAUAACAAUAAAUUUAUACGUUUACAUUUGUAUAAUGAUGAGCUAGAAAUAUGUAAUGCACUAGGAAGCAGACGGGGUACUCACAAGAUUUCAAUUUUUUAUUGUAUAGUUGGGAAUCUUGACACUCAUUUAUGGACAAAUCUCGAUCACAUUCAUUUAGUAUUAGUUGCCCAAUACAGUGCUGUCAAAAGGUUUGGAUAUGAUAAAGUUCUAAAUAAACUUAUGCAUGAUGUGAAAUUGCUUGAAAUAUAUGGACUUGAUUUAAAUAUUGAUGGCAGUAUUGAACAUGUAAAUGGUUCUAUUGUUACAUUCUCUGGUGAUAACUUAUCCUCUCAUUCUUUUGGUGGUUUUUCUACUUGCUUUUCAUCUGGCAGAAUUUGUCGCCACUGCAUUGUUUCGUUUAGGUUUCUUUCAGAUGUUCAUUCAGAAUCUUCGUGUCAGUUGCGAACAAUAGAUUUACAUAAAUAUCAUGUUCAACAAGUGAAGUCACUUGUUGAACAUGAUAAUAAGUCACUUGGUGCUGUAUAUGGUGUUCUUUCUCGUUGUUCUUUAUCUAGUUUACAAUAUUUCAAUGCAAUUGAAUGUUUCCCACCUGAUUUUAUGCAUGAUGGACUUGAAGGACUUUUGAGUGUUAAUUUUUCAAUUGUUGUAAGAAAUCUUAUCAAAGAAAAACUAUUCACUAUUGUUCAAUUAAAAGAAGAAAUAGCAAAAUUCAAGUAUAGCAUUCCAGAUAGUUGUGAUAAACCUGCUGUAUCAUGUAUUCCAAAUAAUUUGGGAACAACCAAUAAAAGAAUCCAUGGAAAAGCAGUAGAGAGAUGGUCGCUAUUUCAUUUUUUGCCAGUUUUUGUCAGUUGCCUAGUAAAAAAUCCUGAUAUACUCCUAAAUAAUAAUUUUUGGCAGCUUCAUUUGCUUUGUCGACAGAUAGUACAAAUCAUUUUGGCUCCCGAAAUUGAUAUAAAUUGGAUACCUAUUCUUGAGCAUCUCAUUCAAAGACACCAUUCUCUACUUGAAUGCAUUAGUCCUGUUUCAUUUAUACCUAAAAUCCAUUAUUUAGUACAUUAUCCUAGAUUACUAUUACAUUUUGGACCUCUGCGACACCUCUGGGUAAUGAGAUUUGAGUCUAAACAUCAAUAUUUUAAACAGAUUGCACGCCGUGUAAAAAAUUUUAAAAAUAUAACAUUCACUUUGACACAACGACAUGAAAUGCGUAAGUGUGUUACAAAUUUCGGAAGAAGCCCAUAUGUUAAGGGUCCAGAAAUUUUAGGUAGUCAGAAAAUUUUAUUUAUAAGUUCAAUUCCAUUUGAACUUGUAGAUGCUAUUAAGAAUAGGUUUGGUAACACCCAUCAAAUAAAUGGAGCUGAGCAGUUUAUAUCCACUACUAAACUUAGAAUUAAUGGACAGGUUUUUUAUACAACAACGUCUAUUAUUUGUCAGAAAAAAGCUAGCAAUGACAUGCCCCUAUUUGGAAAAGUUAAAUAUAUAUUAUUGUUUCAAGGAACAUGGAUUAUUUGCUGUGUUUUGCAAAUAGCAAAAGAAUAUAUUGAAUUUGCUGAUUUUUAUACUAUAGAGUGCUCUGACAAUUGGGUUGUAGUGAUACCUGGAGAACAUGCCAUUCAUUCGUCCCUGGGAUCCUAUUUUGUCAAUAAUCAGGAAGGCAUUUUGUUUCGUCAUCGCGUAUGCAUAGAAGAGAAAUGA
Hydra vulgaris (swiftwater hydra) is the source of this 2577-nucleotide messenger RNA. RefSeq lists its product as uncharacterized. The record is from RefSeq and is a predicted model, not a curated record. Lineage: Eukaryota; Metazoa; Cnidaria; Hydrozoa; Anthoathecata; Hydridae.